AUGGCAUCCAGAGACAAGGCUGUGGGGAUAUUCUUUCUGUCCCAGACUAUACUGGGCAUUCUGGGGAACUUAGCUUUGCUUUGCUGUCGUAGUCUCUCUAACUUAAGUGGGAACAAGGCAAGGCCCAUAGAUCUGAUUAUCAAACACCUGAGCUGGGCUAACAUCUUGGUGCUUCUCUCCAAAGGAAUCCCUCAGACAAUGGCUGCUUUUGAUAGGACAUAUUCUUUAGACAACAGUUUGUGUAAACUUGUAUUUUACUUUCAUAGAGUUGCCAGGGGAGUAUCUCUUGGUGCAACAUCCCUGUUGAGUGUCUUUCAGGCUAUCACCAUCAGCCCCAUCAAUUCCAAGUGGGCACAGCUCAAGUCAAGAGUUCCCCGCAUCAUUGGUCCUUCCCUGGGCCUGUGCUGGACCCUGUAUCUUCUUAUAAAUAGCUUCCUUAUCACGACAGUGACUAAUAAGAAUGAUAAUGGAAAUCUUACUAACUUUAGACAAUUUCUGUACUGUGUAGUAGUAAAAUUUUCCAAGCAAUCUUAUUUACCAUAUGCUAUCAUAUUGGCCUCCAAUGAUGUUAUCUGUUUGGGACUCAUGAUGUGGGCCAGUGGCUCUAUGGUGUUGAUUUUGUUCCAGCAUAAACAGAGUGUCAAGCAUAUCCACAGAUCCCUGUCUACUAAAUCAUCUCCUGAGAAGAAAGCCACACAAAGAGUUCUUAUCCUAGUGAGCAGUUUUGUGGUCCUUUAUGUAGCCUCUGUGACCUUAAUGAUGUAUUUUUCUUUCCAGGAUGGAACAGAUACAUGGGUGGUCAAUGCCAAUGUGGCUAUGAGUGCAUGUUUCCCUGCACUCUGCCCCUUUCUUCUCAUCAGACACUACACCAGGGAUCUUCAUCCCUGCAGUACUUGA
Messenger RNA from Microtus oregoni (creeping vole), 897 nucleotides. RefSeq names its product vomeronasal type-1 receptor 4-like. NCBI's taxonomy places the organism in Eukaryota, Metazoa, Chordata, Mammalia, Rodentia, Cricetidae. The transcript has a single exon. The coding region runs from base 1 to 897 and encodes 298 amino acids. Gene Ontology annotation, biological process: G protein-coupled receptor signaling pathway. The record is from RefSeq and is a predicted model, not a curated record. Gene Ontology annotation, molecular function: pheromone receptor activity. Gene Ontology annotation, cellular component: membrane.